UCCCCCUAGUGGAUAGAAAGAAAAAACGUCCAACAUCGAUGCAAAGUUUUCCUUCGUUUUUUGUAAAUCGGGUGCGGAUUUAUAGGAUUUACCCAUGUGAUUUUUUUCCCCAUCGUGUGGAAAUAACAUGUUUGCAUUAAAAACGAGAAGGACAUGUUCUUCUGUGUACCCUGCCAUUUACCGCACACCCCUCCUCAUAAACUGAAGACAGCGAGGUGAAGUUGUGGAUGAGUAGCGCGGACGGAGGGUGCACACAACAACGGGACUCGGCGAUUAAGACAUAAAUAAAAUAUUUUGUGUGUACGUGUUGGUAGGCCCCAGGAAGAAACAACUGCAGGGUGGCCAUCAGAGUGCACCAUGGGUCACUUCUCCAGCAAGGAAAGCCACGGGGCAUCAGGAGGUCAUCCAGAUGUCUUCCACACGCCUCCUACGUCGCCCACUAACGAAGGACCCGCCCUGGACCCCCUCCAAGUAAAAUGCGCCAGUUCACCCCUAUCCCCGCUCGUAGCCCAGGUGACCUGUCCACCCCCGGUCCCAGCCAAAACCCCCCUCCCACUGUGCACCGGGAAGAAAUCCCAGUUGGCCAACGCGCCGACCACACCUAUUCCACCCCCCGAUUGGAAGCCUCCAAUCCCGCCCUCCGCUCCUACGAGUGUCGUGAUUGGUGGACCUGGGGAAAGCCUCCUGGCCUCGCCUAAAGUACAGGGGGCCCCACCGGGGUGUAACGGGGGUCCCUCCAAUUCCACCCCGGCCCCCAGGGCCCAGGGCACCCAGCGGUGGGGGGGCACAGCGAGCCCAAUCGAUAGCCCCGUAGCGCUGGACAGCCCCGCUUCGCCUGACGCCAGCCGAGCGGACCGCCACUGGAGGGAGAUGGACAGCGGGCUGAGCCAGUCCCCAAGCAGGGAGGUCCCGGGGGAGGUGAUGGAGGCGACGCUGGAGCAGUGUCGGACCGCCCUGGGUCUCACUGAUGGAGCGCCUAGCACCACAGAGUUGCUGAAGUGUCUUUUGACCGAGAUCAACAGUCUGAGGACUAACUUGCAGACGGAGCGCAUGGAGUGGCUGCAGUUCCAGACUGACCUCCAGGUGGCGGUGGCGGUGGCGGACCGUCUGAGGGCUGAGGCCGAGGAGGACCUGUUGGCGCUGAGGGGGGCCCACAAGGAGGUGGAGAGGGAGCUGGCGUCCGCCCAUCAGAGGCAGAGGGAGGCCGACACGCAGCUGGAGUCUCUGAGGGGCGAUCUGAGCGAAAGUCGGAAGGAAUUGGCCGCCACCGCCGCCGCCCAGGCGCAUGGCAAAACACAGGCCCAGGCUUCAACGGAGGCCCGGGACAAGCCCGACUCUUGCACCAACAACCGCGGAGGCCUCGUGGGUACGGACAGGGGCAGGACGAGAAGCCUGCACGGACUAGGGCGAGAAGGGACGGCGAUCGGGAGUCUGAAUGGAACAGCGAAGCCCAACGCUGUCACUAAGGGGGAGGAGACUAAAACAGAAACUCGGGGUGUGGCUAGGAGAUACAUGAGAAAUGUGACCGGUGAGGGCGGGAGCAAAGAGACGAGUCGAACCAAUGAGACACGAAGGACGGGAACUACAGAAAGGUCAAGAAGUCUCUCCAGAAUAGCACUCUCCUUGGAUUCCCACGCGCCGCACAACGGAACCUCCCAGUCCAACUCUGGCACCACGGCCUCCUGUACAAACAAGAACUCGAACCAACUUAGAGUGCAGAGAAGCUUGGACUGGCCAGAGAGCUCCUCUGCGAACGCCGGGAAGCGGGAGGAGCUUCUGAACAAGUACAACUCCGCCCUCAGUGAACUGCCUCCCACCAAGUCCCAGGACGGCUUCAACAUGCUGCUGCGUCGUCACGGGGGUUCCAAGCGCAACUCGCUGCUGCGCUGGUGCCAGAACCGCACGCUGGGAUACAAGAACAUCGACCUCACCAACUUCAGCAGCAGCUGGGUGGACGGCUUGGCGUUCUGCGCCGUCUACCACACGUACCUCCCCUCUCACGUCCCCUACCCCAGCCUGAACCCGGAGAACAAGCGGGAGAACCUCAACCUGGCGUUCAAGACGGGCGAGAACGUCGGGAUCACGCGCUCACUGACGGCGGACGAGAUGCUGCGGGCGGGGGGACCGGACUGGCAGCGUGUGCUGAGCUACGUGGAGAGCAUGUACCGCCACUUUGAGAUGUGACCCGACAGCUCCCAGCCGCCACGGAGACGGACGGACUGACAUCCAGACUGAUGGACCAAUGACCACACGGAUGCUUCCCGAGACCGGUAGAAGGCGGACGAAACAAAUGUCUGCCGCGUCCACCUCAACCGGUAACUGAACACCUCUCUCUCAAGAGAUGUACACACCGACCACACCCUCCUGUAUUGGUCGUUGCUGUCGCCCAUUGCUUAACGAGGACGGGCACGCCAUUGGCUGUUUGAUGAGCAGGUUCAUUCCUUUAGAUCUGUCGACCCUUUUCAGAGGUGUCAUUGUCAAACACAGGUGUCACCCAUAAAGCUAAUUAAGGGUUGGCUCCUUUUUAUGUAACGGCGGGGUACUACUACCCCCGUGGCCUGGUACUAUAAAGGAGCUGACCCAUCAUUAGUGUAAUGAGCACACCCGUGCUUGUCCCACGAUGGCCUAUCAGGGAUGGGCCCGUACGCUCAGCUGCAGUCCUAUAUACAUACUGUUGUCCCAGCCUCAUGGGACGGUACUGCACCACGGUCAGGUCUAACACUAGAUCAGUGACGUCUUGCCUCAUCGCCGUGCCUUUUUAACUGAUCCGUGAACCGUGGACGGUGUCAUAUGUUCAUGCCUGGUGAUUCUAUGCACACUCUGUUGAUAUGCACUUUUGUCCGCACUUUUUAUGUGAAAUUCUUCUGCCUGCCAUUGGCACAUUAGGGAUAUGUUUGGUGAUGAGUUUUGUCUAAUAAAUGUUUUUUGAAUAAUGUUAAAAUAAAUAUAUAUAUCUGAAUUUGAAUUCCCUUAACCCAUUUAGCUACAAUUACAAUUUGACUUCAGUUUUUCUAAUGGAAGCUGCACUCCACACCACGGACGGGCUAUAAUGGUAAAUGAUCCUCAAACGCUUGCAUGUUUUUUUUUUUAUAUACACAUCUUGUUAUAUUUUCUAACCCUUUCUUCAGUGGCCAAAGUGCUGUAUUGAAGAAGAAAGAAACAUUGCAUAAUUAUUUAUGCAAUUAUGUUUGUGAAAAUAAUGCCAAAGAAAUAAACACUGAAAUGAAUUGA
Molecule: messenger RNA, 3231 nt
Organism: Gadus macrocephalus (Pacific cod)
Lineage: Eukaryota; Metazoa; Chordata; Actinopteri; Gadiformes; Gadidae
Product: cytospin-A-like
Exons: 12
Coding region: 358-2184 (608 amino acids)
Molecular function (GO): protein binding
Source: RefSeq, a predicted model, not a curated record